Molecule: messenger RNA, 2763 nt
Organism: Hirundo rustica (Barn swallow)
Lineage: Eukaryota; Metazoa; Chordata; Aves; Passeriformes; Hirundinidae
Gene: MYBL2
Product: MYB proto-oncogene like 2
Exons: 14
Coding region: 98-2158 (686 amino acids)
Biological process (GO): regulation of DNA-templated transcription
Cellular component (GO): nucleus
Molecular function (GO): DNA-binding transcription factor activity, RNA polymerase II-specific; RNA polymerase II cis-regulatory region sequence-specific DNA binding
Source: RefSeq, a predicted model, not a curated record
GGGGGGCGCCGUUGGCGCGAGAUAGGAAAGCGCCGCCAGCGCCGCUGCUCCGGACCCGCGCCCGCCCUCAGCCCGGCCCGGCCCGGCCCGGCCCGCCAUGGCUCGCCGCGCCCGCGGUGAGGAUCAGGAUGAGCUGCAUUACCAGGAUACCGAUUUGGAUGUGCCGGAGCAGCGGGAUGGCAGGUGCAAAGUCAAGUGGACACCAGAAGAGGAUGAGCAGCUGAAGAUGUUAGUGAGCCAUUAUGGGCAGAAUGACUGGAAGUUCCUGGCCAGCCACUUUCCUAACCGCAGUGACCAGCAGUGUCAGUACCGGUGGCUGAGGGUGUUGAAUCCAGACCUGGUUAAGGGUCCGUGGACCAAAGAGGAGGAUCAAAAGGUGAUUGAACUGGUUAAAAAAUACGGCACCAAACAGUGGACCCUGAUAGCCAAGCACCUGAAAGGGCGGUUAGGGAAGCAGUGCCGGGAACGCUGGCACAACCACCUGAACCCUGAGGUGAAGAAGUCCUCGUGGACAGAGGAGGAGGAUCGCAUCAUAUUCGAGGCCCACAAGGUCCUGGGGAAUCGCUGGGCAGAGAUUGCCAAGCUGCUGCCUGGGAGGACCGACAAUGCUGUGAAGAAUCACUGGAACUCCACCAUCAAGCGGAAAGUGGACACGGGAGGUUUUCUCAAUGAAACCAAGGAGUCCAAGUCGCUGUACUUCCUCGUGGAGGUGGAUAACAAGGAGAAGCCAAGUCAGACUACAGCUGAGAGCCAGAACGUCCUGCCAAACUGGCCAGUGGAUAUCUCUGAAAUAAAGGAAGAAGAUGUCAGUGAUGAAGAAGUGACGGGUGUGCAGGAGUUGCCCUUGGAGCUGCCGGCUGCAGGAGUGGCAGAGCAGAAUGUGGAGGGGACCCCAGAUGAUGCAGUGCCCGAGGAUGGCACUUCAUUGGUCGAGUCACCGUACAAAUGGGUCGUUGAAGCUGCCAACUCUUUGUAUCCAGGCUGUGCCCCAGCCUUCAGUGAAGCUCUGGACAUGAUUGAAUCUGACCCAGAUGGGUGGUGUGACCUGAGCCAGUUUGACCUGCCCGAGGAGCCCUCGGCCGGCGGCAGCAGCGGCAGCGCCAGCCCGGCCAGAGCAGCGCCCGGCGAGGCGGCCCCGGCGCUGCCCAGCGUCACCGAGUACCGCCUGGACGGCCACACCAUCUCCGACCUGAGCAGGAGCAGCAAGGGAGAGCUCAUCCCCAUCUCCCCGCACGCCGAGGGCAGGUUUGGCACCCCGCCCUCGGUGCUGAAGAGGCAGAAGAAGAGGAAGAUCUCCCUCUCGCCCGUCACGGAGAACGUCGCCAGCACCAGCAUGUCCUUCCUGGACUCCUGCAACAGCAUGACACCCAAGGGCACCCCUGUAAAGACACUGCCCUUCUCUCCAUCUCAGUUCUUGAACUUUUGGACCAAACAGGAUACCCUAGAACUGGAAAACCCCUCCCUGACCUCCACGCCUGUGUGCAGCCAGAAGGUGAUUGUCACCACCCCACUGCACAGGGACAAGACCCCUCUGCUCCAGAAGAACUUAACGUUUGUCACACCAGAUCAGACAUAUGUGGUGGACAACACCCCUCACACUCCCACACCUUUCAAAAAUGCCCUGGAGAAAUAUGGACCAAUUAGACCUCUGCCCCAGACUCCUCACCUGGAAGAAGACUUGAAGGAGGUGCUCCGAAGUGAAGCUGGCAUCGAACUCAUCAUAGAGGAUGAUGUGAAGCCUGAGAAACAGAGGAGGAAACAAGGGCUGCGCAGGAGUCCCAUCAAGAAGGUCAGGAAGUCUCUGGCCCUGGAUAUUGUGGAUGAAGAUCUGACACAAAACCUGCCUGCCCUCCCCAAGAAUGUGUGUUUCAAAAGAACCCAGCCUGUGAAUUUCCUGUCAAGGUCCCUGAACCUCUCCUCCUCGAGCAGGAAGCAUGACAGUGGUUUGCUCAACAGAGCCUUCGUGCAAGUGCAGCCAGAGAAGAUGUCCUACAGGAAAAUGCCGAGCCAUUUCAGGCCACCAGCACCGAUGACCAGGGCUUGGAAAGCAGUGGCCUGUGGUGGAACCCAAGAUCAACUCUUCAUGCAGGAGAAAGCUCGACAGUUUUUGGGCACCUUGAAACAGAGUCACACGUCAAGGACCUUAAUCUUAUCAUGAAGGAUUGUUCUGCUAUCUAAUUUUAUUUUUUAAACUUUUUUUAAUGAGUGGAUGGGGAACCACAGGAAAAAAUGUCUUCUGCCAGGCCUUAGUCUAUGGGAGUGGAUUUUUUUUUUCCCUUCAGUUCCCAGGUAGAUCUACAUUGUAAUAAAUUGGGCUAUCUGCUGGCUAGUGUGUGGAAUGCAAGCUUUGGGAUCAAUAUGGAAAAGCAAACGAGGGAGGCUUGGAGAGCUUGACAGCAAGACCUCUCUCUGCAAGACCUGAAUUCUGGAAAAGUGGAAGCAGCAGCCGUGUUCCACCUUGGAGCAGCACGCGCAGCGGGUGCUGGAGACCGGCCUCACAGCGUCCCUGGAUUCUGCUGCUGCUCUGCUACCUCAGGAAUGGCCUCGUGAAGGUUCCUGCAUGCCUUGAGUCUCCCUCCUGGCUUUCCCCAGGGGAUGGAACAUCUCCCUGGGCUGGAGGAGGAGGAGGAAGGGCGUGGUGCUGUGGGGUGACCUGUGCCUUGAGCCCCUUGCUCCCCGUGGGGCUGCUUUGCCCUGCCGUGGCCCCAGCGGGGCCUCUCCCCGUGACUGUGCUCCCUCUUCCAAUAAACGAUGGUGCUCACA